Lycium ferocissimum is the source of this 1180-nucleotide messenger RNA. Its product is annotated as vesicle-associated protein 2-1-like. NCBI's taxonomy places the organism in Eukaryota, Viridiplantae, Streptophyta, Magnoliopsida, Solanales, Solanaceae. The transcript has 7 exons. The record is from RefSeq and is a predicted model, not a curated record. Gene Ontology annotation, cellular component: plasma membrane; endoplasmic reticulum membrane. Gene Ontology annotation, biological process: endoplasmic reticulum membrane organization. Bases 137 to 670 code for a protein of 177 amino acids.
UCGGGACCUCUCUUUCUCUCUCCCCUUUGCCACGUGUCACCUCUAUAAAUUAUCUUCACAACUGAAAAUUUUUAUUUUUCGCUCUCUCUCUAAACUCGAAUUAUCAAAACAAUUUUUUUGAGGUCGCGGUUUCACGAUGAGUGGUGGUACGAAUCAGUUGAUAUCUGUUAAUCCUCCGGAACUCAGGUUCCAAUUUGAGUUGGAUAAACAAAGCUACUGUGAUCUUAAAGUCACAAACAGCACAGAUCAAUGUGUUGCUUUUAAGGUGAAAACUACUUCUCCAAAGAAGUACUUUGUCCGACCAAACACUGGUAUUAUACAGCCCUGGGAUUCAGGUUUCAUUCGAGUCACCCUUCAAGCUCAAAAGGAGUACCCGCCAGAUAUGCAAUGCAAGGACAAAUUCCUCCUGCAGAGCACAAUUGUGAAUAAUGAUGUUGAUGAACUUCCUCCAGAUACUUUUAAUAAGGAUGGGGGAAGAACCGUAGAAGAGUGCAAACUUAGGGUUGUUUACAUAUCUCCAAAUUCAUCUCCUGGACAUUCUGAAGAUGUGUUUAAACAAAGCUCUGAUUUCACCUCUCCAGAGACUGCUCGUUUUUGUGAUAUGAGUUGUGCUUAUGGUUGGAUGUUAGUGUCUCACUUUCUUCAAUUGAUGGUGGCAGUGAGGCAGUGAUAAGAUGUUCUUAAGUAGUUAAGUUAUUUCUUGAUGGGAAUUUAAGGAAUAAUACUAAUGAAAAGCAAAGAGAGCAGUGAGAAGAAACUAGAAUAAGGUCCUUGCUGUAAGAGUAUGAUGGGGGUUACAGUUUUGGAAGAGCAGAUAUGUACCACGUGACAUGAUUUAAAGGAACAUACACAAACUCAAUGCUUCAUCCACUGGGGGAAAUUGUCCUGAAUCAUGCCUAUUUUUUGCUCAUAAUAAUUCCUAAGGGACAUUUCUAACACAAGAAAAAGAUAUCUAAGAUGAUUUCUGUUUUCUCCUUAGGUUUAGGUGUUUAAUUCUAUUAUACCCUCACACGAUAAGAAUAAGAAUCGAAAGAGAACUUUGUCACAAAACGCGUAGUGAAGAUAGAGUAGUGUAUUAUGAAUUGUCUAAUAGGAUGUCAAGGGCUUCUAAAGAAUAUGGAUGUUAAACUUCCUGUAAGGUUGUGUUCCUUGUUCCUGAGGGGCCAAUUAUGAGCAAUUC